AUGUUUGGUUACCGCCGUGAGCUGAGGAGGUACGAGGAGGUGGAUGAGGACGAGGUGUUGGCCUCUCUGUCCGUGGAGGAGAUCCAGGAGCUGGAGCAGGAGCUGGACACCCUGGACCCCGACACGGAUGUCCCCAUUGGGCUGAGGCAGAAGGACCAGACGGCCAAAGCCCCGGGGGGGACCUUCAGCCGCGAGGCCCUGCUCAAGUACUGGGAGGAGGAGAACAAGAAACUGAUCCAGGAGGAGCAUGAGGAGACUAAAACAACCCAGAAGGAGAUGCGAGAUAAGAGCUGCCUCCGGAGGGAGCUAGAACCAACCAACGCAAACAAGCCGGCCCCCAAGAACAACGAGAAGAAAAGGCUGACGCAGAAAAACAAGAAACUCAUCGAGCAAAACGGCUCCGCAAAAGACGACCAGAAAUGCACGAGGGAGACCAAAACGAAAGCAGUCACUCCACCAAAAAGCAACACCGAUUUUCCAACGCUAAACGCAGACAAACCGAGCGAAAACCCCAUCGUCAUAGAUACGGCCCUGGAGCAGAUUUUGAAGAAUGACCCGACCUUGCUCGAAGUCAAUCUCAACAACAAAGAAGACAUUUCCCAAGAUGUUUUACUGCGGUUCACGGAAGCCCUUUGUGCGAAUUCUUGCGUUCAAUUCUUCAGUCUGGCUAAUACCCAUGCCGACGAUAGAGUGGCGUUCGCUAUCGCCAAGAUGCUGCAAGAAAAUAGCUCGAUAAAGAACCUGAACAUUGAGUCUAAUUUUGUGUCGGGACAAGGUAUCUUAGCAAUAGUGGGGGCUUUGCGGAAAAAUCAGGCUAUAGUUGAGCUCAGAUUUCACAACCAAAGGCACAUCUGUGGUGGGAAAGUGGAGAUGGAGAUGGUCCAGAUGCUAAGAGAGAAUUUUACGUUGCUAAAGCUCGGUUACCAGUUUGAGCUACCCGGGCCCAGAAUGGCGGCAACGAGCAUUUUAACGCGCAACCAAGAUCGUCAAAGGCAAAAGAGGCAGCAAGAAAGAAAGGAUUGUGAAGUGGCUGCACCAGUUUCGAGCCAAGCAGUAGAACAUCGGUCCCAGAAAAAGCCGACGCAACUGGGGAAAACUGGAGAAAAACUCAAAAAGAGUCCAACUUCCUUGAACCAAGAAGUGCCAACGAGGAAGAUCGCGGAGAUGGUCAGGCAGCGAGAAGUCUGCAACAAUACCCAGAUCAGGAAAGCCAAGACGAAGAAGCUGAAAAAUGGCGCCAAUGAAAAGGAGAGCGAGGACAUUUUGAACGAGUUAAGGAGUAAUCUGAAGCCGUCGGCAAAACGACGAGAAGAAUUGUCCCGCCUGCCUUUGCCGCAGAGGUCUGGGAGAGAUGAUCUGAUGGCGGCCAUUAGAGGGAGCAGCAUCUUCGCACUGAAAAGGGUGGAUUUGUCAGAGACCUGA
Knipowitschia caucasica is the source of this 1422-nucleotide messenger RNA. NCBI's taxonomy places the organism in Eukaryota, Metazoa, Chordata, Actinopteri, Gobiiformes, Gobiidae. The record is from the annotation of a GenBank genome assembly.